Dictyostelium discoideum AX4 is the source of this 1254-nucleotide messenger RNA. RefSeq lists its product as hypothetical. Gene Ontology annotation, cellular component: membrane; endomembrane system. Bases 1 to 1254 code for a protein of 417 amino acids. NCBI's taxonomy places the organism in Eukaryota, Evosea, Eumycetozoa, Dictyosteliales, Dictyosteliaceae. The transcript has a single exon. The record is from RefSeq and is a predicted model, not a curated record. Gene Ontology annotation, biological process: transmembrane transport. Gene Ontology annotation, molecular function: transmembrane transporter activity.
AUGACAGGAAUAAUUUCAUCAAUUAAAGAAUCAAGCUUUUUCAAGAGUGGAUUUAUUGAUAAAAGAUUAAUAAAAAAGAGAUUAACAGGUUUAGCAUUAGGACAAUUGUUAUCGGUUAUGAUAGCAGGUACAGGUAUAUUUAGUCAAUUGUUAGUAAAAAAGUAUGGAGUUAAUAUACCAACAACACAAUCUCUAUUGAAUUAUAUUUUAUUAUGCGUUUAUUUAUUGGUGUUGGUAAAACGUGGUGUAUUGUGGGAGACUAUUAAGACCAAGUCAAUCUAUUUCGCACCAUUGGCAUUGGUAGAUUUGGAAGCUAAUUACAUUGUGGUGAAAGCUUAUCAAUAUACAACCAUCACAAGUGUUAUGUUAUUGGACUGUUUCACUAUUCCAUGUGUAGUGGUAUUGUCAAGAAUAUUCCUAAAGACAAGAUUCACAUUCGUACAUAUCAUCGCUGUGCUAAUUGCAUUGGCGGGUAUGGCAAUAUUGGUGGUUUCAGAUAUAAUCGAGGGCGAAUCGGCCAAUGGCGGCUCCAACCCGUUGUUGGGCGAUUUCCUCUGUUUGGCAAGCUCUGUUUGUUAUGCAAUUUCAAAUGUGGGUCAAGAGGCAACUGUUAAAAAGUAUGAUCGUGUAACUUAUCUUGCAAUGAUUGGUCUAUAUGGUAGCAUUUUCUGUGGUAUUCAAAUUGCAAUCUUAGAGAGAAACGAAUUGGCAACCAUGGCAUGGAGUGGUGGUGUCGUUGGUUAUAUCGUUGGCUUUGCACUUUGUCUAUUCAUUAUGUACUCUUUCACACCAACAAUGAUGGAAAUAGCCGGUGCCACCGUUAUGAAUCUCUCUUUGUUAACCUCUGACAUGUUUGGUAUUAUCGUUGCAAUCUUUGUUUUCGACAGGGACUUAUCUUGGCUCUAUUUCCUCUCAUUCUUUGUCAUUGUUUCCGCUUUGGUUAUUUAUAAUCUUUCAGCACCCCAUGUAAAAUCUUCUGAAGUUCAAAAUCUAAUUAAUAAUGAUAAUAGUAAUAAUAAUAAUAUUAGUAAUUAUAAUAAUGGUAGUUUAAAUGAUAGUAGUAAUAAUAAUAAUAAUAGUAAUAAUAAUAGUUCUGACUUAACAAAUAGUUCUACAAAUUUAAUUUUGGAUAAUGGUGAUGAAAUUACACCUGGUGGUGCUGAUAUUCUCUCAUCGACUGUUGAUGAAAUUACUACGAGUGGAGAAAGUGAAGAAAAUUUAAAUGGUUUAGAAAACAAUGAAAAUAAUGUUUGA